AAGAAAAAAAAUCCAAACCCGGCCCUCAGAAUUGUCCAGUCGCACUCAUCAUCUCGUGCAUAUAAAGGAGUCACCGAUUAAUCAAACGGUUUUGCUAUAUAUCUAAGUUUCCAUCGGGUUCUUCUCUUCUCCUCCUCGCAUUCGCCAGCAGCUAGCUAUCUCCGCGCGCCUGAAUUUUCCACAAAUCGGAAGCAAGCAAAGCGCCACGUCCCGCAGUCCACGCCACCGCGUGCUAAGCUCUCGUCCUGAUCCGUCCGUCGUCACGAGCGCCAAGCAAGCCCAACACUCCGUCAACCCCCGCUCCGCCCGGCAAGCUACUCCAGCUUAUAGACCAGACCGACAGAUCGAGAGAGCUCUCAUCUCAGUAAUUCUCCAGCCUCCGGACUCUGGAGCGAGAGCCUCAGCACAGCCAUGGGGUGCGCCUUCUCGGCGGCGGCGGCGUCCUCGAGCGCGCUGCGGCCGCACGCGGGGGUGCGGGUGAUCCACACCAACGGCUACGUGCAGGACUUCGCCGCCGACGGCCCCGCCGUCACCGUCGCGCGCGCCACCGCCUCCCUCGCUUCUUCUUCUUCCUCUUCUUCCUCGAGAUACGUGCUGUGCUCGUCGGCCCACCUGCUGCAGCCGGGCCGGGCCCCGUUCCGGCCCGACGAGGCGCUGCAGCCGGGCACCGUCUACUUCCUGCUCCCGCACUCCGUCUUCCAGGCCGAGUCCUCCGCCGUCGACCUCGCCUGCCUCAUGAACCGCCUCACGGCGCUCGCCCGCAAGUCCGGCGGUCACGGGGGAUCCCCGUGCCCCGUCGACGCGCUCUUCGCUGCUGAUCGGGCCCCGGAGGAGGACCCCCGAGUAACGGCGAAGCCGGCUGGCAGCAAGUUCUGCUCGGCCGGGGCGUCGCCGGCGCCGUGGAAGCCCCGCCUCGACCGGAUCGACGAGUCCGUACGGAGCGCCUCCACCUGCAGCGCCCGCAGCCAAGACUAGAUUUCUUUUCUUUUCUUUUCUUUUCUUUUUUGUUCUUGUAAUCUUCUUCUUGUUCUUGUUCUUUUUCUGCUUGUAAUUUAUAGUAGUAUUUGUAUGUAGGCUGUACCAUCGACAAUUGUAGUGUUUUCUGUUAGUACCGUGAAAGAAUAGAUAGUACCGCUUGUCCUGCUUUCUUUUCUGUUCAUGAUGUUAGA
Messenger RNA from Brachypodium distachyon (stiff brome), 1169 nucleotides. RefSeq lists its product as uncharacterized. Bases 412 to 975 code for a protein of 187 amino acids. Lineage: Eukaryota; Viridiplantae; Streptophyta; Magnoliopsida; Poales; Poaceae. The transcript has a single exon. The record is from RefSeq and is a predicted model, not a curated record.